Molecule: messenger RNA, 1875 nt
Organism: Arachis stenosperma
Lineage: Eukaryota; Viridiplantae; Streptophyta; Magnoliopsida; Fabales; Fabaceae
Product: probable receptor-like serine/threonine-protein kinase At5g57670
Exons: 7
Coding region: 409-1584 (391 amino acids)
Biological process (GO): protein phosphorylation
Molecular function (GO): protein kinase activity; ATP binding
Source: RefSeq, a predicted model, not a curated record
CAUUGCAAAUGUGACUCACAAUAGCAGAUACCUAAAUAAUUAACCAAAUGAAAAGCCACAUAAAUAGAAGAGCCAAAGAGUUGAAUAGGCUCAUAUGCCUAGUUUUCUAAACCUUCUUUAUUCUUUUUUCCUAAGACCAAGAUCAAAUAAGCAUAAGCUCCUUCAAGUUUUCUUUCUAUUUUUUCAAAUUUUUUUUAUGGACCUUGAAAUUUGAAAAAGCAGUGUCAUAUAGGAGGAGUAGUAUUUCAUAGAUAAACGUGAGAAAGCAUUUAAACCCUUUUAACUGUCCCUAGUACACAGUACACAAAACAGUUUUAUCAUCAUCUUUUUUCCUCUUCUUUGCAUGAAACAGAGUCCUCUGUUAUCUCCUCUGCAUGAAAAACAGAGUACUCUGUUUUCAUUGUUGCAAUGAAAUACAUUCGGACCAGCAGCUUGAAGAGGCUCUUCUCUCUGAAAAGGCGUAGUUUUGGAGACCAAUCUCUGAGCCGGAGCGGUUCAACCGGUGGUGAAAACUUAUAUAAGGGCUCAGAUACUGUUCUUCUUCCACAUGAACAACAUUGUUCACCAAGACCCUCUUGGAAGUGCUUCUCCUAUGAAGAACUUUUUGAUGCCACCAAUGGUUUCAGCUCAGAGAAUUUGGUUGGAAAAGGAGGGUAUGCAGAGGUAUACAAGGGAACACUGAAGGAUGGAGAGGAGAUUGCAGUGAAGAGGCUCACAAGAACUUGCAGAGAUGAGAGGAAAGAGAAAGAGUUUCUAACAGAGAUUGGUACAAUCGGCCAUGUCCACCAUAACAAUGUUUUGCCUCUUCUUGGUUGCUGUAUUGACAAUGGCCUUUACCUUGUUUUCAUGCUAUCUACCAGAGGCUCUGUUGCAUCCCUUCUUCAUGAUGAAAAGUUGGAUACUUUGGAUUGGAAAACAAGGCAUAAGAUAGCUGUUGGAACUGCACGUGGCCUCCAUUACUUGCACAAAGGUUGCAAGAGAAGGAUAAUCCACCGAGACAUUAAGGCAUCAAAUAUUCUUUUGACAGAAGAUUUUGAACCUCAGAUAUCUGAUUUUGGAUUAGCAAAAUGGCUUCCAUCUCAAUGGAGUCAUCAUUCAAUUGGCCCAAUAGAAGGGACAUUUGGUCAUUUGGCACCAGAAUACUAUCUGCAUGGAGUUGUGGAUGAGAAGACAGAUGUAUUUGCUUUUGGUGUGUUCUUGCUUGAACUCAUUUCUGGAAGAAAACCGGUUGAUGGCUCUCACCAAAGCUUGCAUACUUGGGCAAAACCAAUAUUGAAGAAAGGGGAGGAAGAGAAGCUUGUGGAUCCAAGGCUUGAAGGGGAGUAUGAUGGAGGAGAGUUAAAGAGACUUGCCUUUGCAGCAUCCUUGUGCAUUCGGGCUUCUUCAAUUUGGCGACCAACCAUGACUCAGGUAUUAGAGGUAAUGGAAGAGGGUGAAAUUGACAAAGAGAAAUGGAAAAUGCCAGAGGAAGAAGAAGAGGAAGAUGAAGAGGAAGAGUUUUGGGGUUUUGAUGAUCUUGAAUAUGAAUAUGACACUUCAUUAUCAAUGUCACUACCUGAUUCCACUGCAAGUACAUAUAUUUAGAGGUUAAAUUUUAAAGAGUUAGGUGCCACUUUCAAUUAUUACCCUAAUAGUGACACUAGCUAGUAGUGUAUGUAUAUAUGGAUGAUGAUAUGUUAAAACUUAAAAAGAGUAUUAUUCUUUAUUUUUAUUUUUAUUUUUAAGUUUUGGGGGGUGUGAAAUAUUUAUUGAUAAUUGAACUUCAUUAUGUCGGCAACGUGAGAGGAAAAUGACAGAGUAAAGUUGUUUUCCGCCACUAAUCAUUAUUCAAUGGUGAAGUCUUUAUGUGAAACAAGACACUAAUAAUUGGUUUUA